AUGAACUAUCAGGAAUGCCUCCAUAAGUUUGUUAAUGCGCAUUCGGAUAAUUUUCGGCAGAGCUUUUACGCGGUCGUGGAGAGUUCACAGAUAGAAUGUCUUGAAUGUCCCAUAGAAAAAACGAGCACGGAUAAUUUCCUCAUCAAAAUAUACAUUAACAAUAUUAUACACAACAUCCGGACGUUCCUGCUGACUUGCUUGAGCGGGUCGGUGGGGAAUAUUCUCCACAACACGAACGUAGACAAGCAGGAAGCGUGUUGCUACGUUGCGGCUGACGAAGAGGGGGCUAAGCACGACGCAGGUCAAAUUGGCCAAUCGGAGGAAGGUAAUCCAAAUGGUGAAUACUCCAUCAUGCAGUGCUUCAACAAACAGGAGGAUUUUUUACGCAAGUGCAAGAAAGUUCAUAGCCUUCGAAAGAGUUUGGAAAAUGCCCAUGUAAGAACAGGGGACACUUUCGGCUUUAGGGACGACAUUUUGCGGCACUACAUGUGA
Messenger RNA from Plasmodium coatneyi, 492 nucleotides. RefSeq lists its product as uncharacterized. Bases 1 to 492 code for a protein of 163 amino acids. The record is from RefSeq and is a predicted model, not a curated record. NCBI's taxonomy places the organism in Eukaryota, Apicomplexa, Aconoidasida, Haemosporida, Plasmodiidae. The transcript is spliced from 3 exons.